AUGCCAGAGUUCCGAAGUGGUGCUCGGAGAGCUUGUCUGAGGUCUAAGAAGGUCGACAAGGCUGCAGACCCAGUUGGGAGCCCAGCAGUGCCGCCUCCUCAGGGCAGGGCUAGAAGGCGUGGAGGUGCUGUGGCUGGUAGUGGUAGAGGUAACAAAGCAGCUGCUAAGGGUAGAGGGAGGUCAGCUUCUAAACACAGAGGAAAGGGGCUCGAGGCUAUUGAUUUGCAGACUGAUCUGCCUUGCAACAACCUCCCUGAACCUGUUGUUGCUGGCGAGGCAGUUAUUGGCACAACCCACAAGGACCUUUGUUUGAGCAAGGCAGCUGACUGUGCUGCCAGCUUAAGAAUGGUGGGUGAUACGGACAAAUUUGCAGUGCCAGAGGAUGAUGCCACAACCUCCCCAGUGCCUGAGAGGGUUCAAGUAGGUAAUUCCCCAGAAUAUUUAACUGGUAGAAAGUUAGGCAAAGGUGGCUUUGGCCAGGUUUAUGUUGGAAGAAGAGUAUCUGGUGGAUCUUCUCGUAUGGGUCCUGAUGCAUAUGAGGUUGCACUAAAAUUUGAGCACCGAAGCAGUAAGGGAUGCAACUAUGCCCCCCCAUGCGAGUGGCACGUUUAUCAGACUCUCAAUGGUUGUUAUGGCAUUCCAUCAGUCCACUACAAGGGUCGCCAGGGAGAGUACUACAUUCUUGUAAUGGAUAUGCUUGGUUCCAGCCUCUGGGAUGUUUGGAAUUCUGUAGGACAGGCGAUGGCUCCUCAUAUGGCUGCUUGCAUUGCUGUUGAGGCCAUAUCAAUUCUUGAGAAACUUCACUCAAAAGGCUUUGUACAUGGCGAUGUGAAACCAGAGAACUUUUUGCUUGGUCAGCCUGGUUCACCUGAUGAGAAGAAGCUUUUCCUGAUUGAUCUUGGUUUAGCAUCCAGGUGGAAAGAAGCAGCAUCUGAUAAGCAUGUUGAAUAUGAUCAGAGGCCAGAUAUCUUUAGGGGAACAAUUAGAUAUGCUAGUGUCCAUGCUCAUUUAGGUCGUACUGGUAGUAGGAGGGAUGAUCUGGAGUCACUGGCAUACACCCUUAUUUUUUUAAUAAGAGGAAGAUUGCCUUGGCAAGGCUAUCAGGGAGAUAACAAGAGUUUUCUUGUUUGUAAGAAGAAAAUGGCCACUUCUCCAGAGAUGCUUUGUUGCUUCUGUCCAGCUCCAUUCAAAUAUUUUCUUGAGAUGGUCACCAAUUUGAAAUUUGAUGAAGAGCCAAAUUACCCUAAACUUAUUUCUGUUUUUGAUGGUUUGAUUGAAGAGCCUGCUUCAAGACCCAUCAGAAUUGAUGGAGCUCUAAAGGUUGGACAGAAACGUGGAAGAGCACACGUAAACCUUGAGGUCGAAGAACAACCGAAGAAGAAAGUUAGAUUGGGGAGCCCAGCAACUCAAUGGAUUUCAGUGUAUAAUGCUAGGUGGCCCAUGAAGCAGAGAUAUCAUUAUAAUGUAGCUGAUUCAAGGCUGCACCAGCAUAUAGAAAAAGGUAAUCGAGAUGGUUUGUAUGUAAGUUCUGUGGCUUCUUCAGCAAAUUUUUGGGCUCUCAUCAUGGAUGCUGGGACUGGGUUUUGUUCUCAAGUUUAUGAGCUCUCACAAGUGUUUCUGCACAAGGAGUGGAUUACAGAGCAGUGGGAGAAGAAUUAUUACAUAACAGCAAUUGCUGGAGCAACCAAUGGAAGUUCCUUGAUUGUAAUGUCUAAAGGAACUCCGUACACACAGCAGUCAUACAAAGUCAGUGAAUCAUUUCCUUAUAAAUGGAUUAAUAAAAAAUGGAAAGAAGGUUUUCAUGUGACAUCUAUGGCUACAGCAGGGAAUCGUUGGGGAGUGAUCAUGUCAAGGAAUGCAGGCUAUUCUACUCAGGUUGUGGAGCUGGACUUCCUGUAUCCUAGUGAAGGUAUCCAUCUGCGAUGGGAGACUGGUUAUAGGAUAACUUCGAUUGCAGCUACACCUGACCAAGCUGCUUUUAUCUUGAGCAUCCCAAAGAGGAAGCCCAUGGACGAGACGCAAGAAACUCUUCGUACUUCCGCCUUCCCCAGCACCCAUGUAAAGCUCCCCGGUGGCCGAGGCGGCGGCGCGUGUGGCCUCCACCGCCGUCACGACGGCCAUCAUGAUGAAGCGCCCGUCGUUGCCCGUCUCCCUGAAGAACCUGGUCACGCAGAACCUGCCGCUGCCCAGGUACGAGAGGUAGGACAGCUCCAACCAGCUGUCGGCGUGGUUUGCGUGGGCGUCGACGUUGGCCCAGACGUGCCGGCACGCCGGUCUGCCGGCGGCGUUCAGGUCGGCCGCGCACAGGUCGGCCGCUCCGUCGUCGGUGAAGCCGAACCACAGGCCGUAGUCGGCGACGUACUGCGCGCGUCCACGGAAGGGCAGCGCCCAGCCGCCUUCCUUGCGCCACGACGCGCGCGCCGCGUUCCUCGUCGAGAUCCUGAUGGUCGAGGCGGCGCCGGCAUCGGCGAACGAGUCUAUGUGCACAUGCCUGUACGACUCGAUCGGCGGCGAGGGGAGGAGGUUCCAGAACCAAUCCUCACGGUGGCGGUCGUAGAUCAGGGCCUCGAAGUCGAGGCAUUCCUGCUCCUCGUACCCGGGGCCGCGGCCGAGGUGGUAGAGCCUGCUGCCGGCCUCGGCCCACGUGGACCCGUGGUAGUGACACUUGACGUGGCGCGCGUCGGGCCCGGCGCGCACGGCCUCCGUGCGCGUGUCGAAGAUGACGGUGUGCCGGUGCCUGUUCACGCUGACGAUCUUCUCCACGCCGCGGCCCAACGGGAGGAACUGCCGGCCGGUGGCGCAAUCGAAGCUCGCCAACGGGCGCGGUAG
Molecule: messenger RNA, 2829 nt
Organism: Miscanthus lutarioriparius
Lineage: Eukaryota; Viridiplantae; Streptophyta; Magnoliopsida; Poales; Poaceae
Source: the annotation of a GenBank genome assembly